Staurois parvus is the source of this 741-nucleotide messenger RNA. Lineage: Eukaryota; Metazoa; Chordata; Amphibia; Anura; Ranidae. The record is from the annotation of a GenBank genome assembly.
AUGGACCUCACCUCCAACUCUUCUCAAGAAUGUUCCAGUACCACAGAUGUCCAUCCAUUACUUCACAGCACAGAUCCACCACGUGAUCUCUCUUCUAAUGGUCAGUGUAUUCCCAAUCACUCCACGACCAUCACUCUUUGUCCUCCUGUAGCGGAUGGAGAUCUCCAGUGUUCAGAGUGUGGUCAGUGUUUUUCUCUGCCAGAUGAUCUUCUUUGUCACCAGACGACCCGAGCUUGGUGGAAACUGUAUUCAUGCUCUCAGUGCGGGAAAACGUUUUCCUACAAACAUAACCUAGUCAGCCAUCAGUCCAUCCACACAGGAGACAAGCCGUACUCUUGCUCUUCGUGCGGGAGACGUUUUCUGAAGAAGUCAAACCUCGAUGCUCAUCAAAGAACUCACUCGGGAGAGAAGCCAUUUCCGUGUACCCAGUGCGGAAAAAGUUUUGCUCAGAAGUCCACCCUUGUGAGGCACAAAAGAACACACACGGGUUUCCACCCGUAUUCCUGCUCCGAGUGCGGGAAAACGUUUGCACAGAAGUCAGGUCUAGUUCGCCAUCAGGCUACUCACACGGGCGCCUACCCCUACACCUGUUCGGAGUGUGGGAAAGGUUUCACGGCAAAGUCGGUUCUCCUCACUCAUCAGAGGGUUCACACGGGAGAGAAGCCUUUUUUGUGUUCUCGCUGCGGCAAAUGCUUUAGAUAUAAAGAAAGUGCUGAUCGGCAACCGGCUGUUGCGUUGUGA